This is a messenger RNA of Prunus dulcis (almond), 1882 nucleotides long. RefSeq names its product polypyrimidine tract-binding protein homolog 2. Gene Ontology annotation, cellular component: nucleus. The transcript has 11 exons. Gene Ontology annotation, molecular function: mRNA binding. Gene Ontology annotation, biological process: regulation of RNA splicing. The record is from RefSeq and is a predicted model, not a curated record. The coding region runs from base 284 to 1615 and encodes 443 amino acids. Lineage: Eukaryota; Viridiplantae; Streptophyta; Magnoliopsida; Rosales; Rosaceae.
ACCAUAAAAAUUUACUAUAUUUCUCGAGGUAAUAUAUCGAGUUUUCAGUUCUCUGUAUAUCUAUCUUCCUUCUCCUUUUUUAUUUUUUAUUUUAUUUGUACGUUGUACUAAUUUUAAGUGGACUGUGUAACACGCGUGCUCAGUCUCAGGAGCCCUUACGGCCAUAACGGUGAUAAGAGCCUUUUGUCAGCCCUAAUUUACUUAUUCACAAUCACAACGUUCGUCUCAAACAAUCGAGGUUUUACUUCCUUUGAAAUUUUCAGGUGAAGGGUUGGUUUACUGAAUGGCUUCUGUGUCCAGUCAGCCACAGUUCCGUUACACUCAGCCACCAUCGAAAGUUCUUCAUUUGAGGAACUUGCCGUGGGAGUGCACAGAGGAAGAACUGAUUGAACUGGGAAAGCCAUUUGGUAAAGUUGUGAACACAAAGUGCAAUGUUGGAGCAAACCGUAAUCAAGCUUUUAUUGAAUUUGCGGAUUUAAAUCAAGCUAUUGCGAUGAUAUCAUAUUAUGCCUCAUCUUCAGAACCUGCUCAAGUAAGGGGGAAAACUGUUUACCUACAGUACUCCAAUAGGCAAGAAAUAGUCAACAACAAAACUGCUGCGGAUGUUGCUGGAAAUGUACUGUUGGUAACAAUUGAAGGUGAUGAUGCCCGCCUUGUCAGCAUAGAUGUUUUACACCUGGUAUUUUCAGCUUUUGGGUUUGUGCACAAGAUAACUACUUUUGAGAAGACAGCAGGAUUCCAGGCAUUGGUGCAAUUUUCAGAUGCAGAAACUGCCACUUCUGCAAAAACUGCACUGGAUUCAAGAAGCAUCCCCAGGUAUCUUCUACCUGACCAUGUGGGACCGUGUACUCUCAGGAUAACAUAUUCUGGACACACAGAUUUGAGUGUGAAAUUUCAGAGCCACCGAAGCAGGGACUACACUAAUCCUUACCUGCCUGUUGCUCCAUCAGCCAUAGAUGGAAGUGGUCAGAUUAGUGUGGGCUUGGAUGGGAAAAAGCUAGAACCUGAGAGUAAUGUGCUUCUUGCAUCUAUCGAAAACAUGCAGUAUGCUGUCACCUUGGACGUUUUACACAUGGUCUUUUCUGCUUUUGGGCCCGUUCAAAAGAUUGCCAUGUUUGAUAAGAACGGAGGGGUUCAGGCUUUGAUUCAGUAUCCAGAUGUUCAGACAGCUGUAGUUGCCAAGGAAGCCUUGGAAGGGCAUUGCAUUUACGAUGGAGGGUUUUGCAAGCUUCACAUCUCAUAUUCACGCCAUACUGAUCUCAGCAUAAAGAUCAACAAUGAUCGGAGCAGAGACUAUACAAUCCCAAACAUUCCAAUUGUGAACUCACAACCCUCAAUCCUAGGGCAACAGCCAGUUCAGAUGAUGUCUCCUGCAGUGCCUCAGUAUAAUGGAGCUCAGUUUGCUCCAACCGAUCAGGCUGUGAUGCCUCAACCUUCUGCAGGGUGGGGACCGACGGUUCCAGCAGUUCCUCAGUCUGUUCCCCUUCAGAUGCAUAAUCAACCUUACAUGCCACCUGGAACUUUACCUCUACCUUCUCAAAUGGGCCCUGGCAUGAUGCAGAGUGGUGCACCGCCUGCAACUUUGCCUCCAUAUCACCGUGGUCAUGUGCAAUAACGUAUCCUCUUGUAUUGAAUUUUGGAAUUCGCUGUCUUAGUUGUCAUCUCACCGUUCAAUGGAACACGCCUCUGCAUAUACAAGGAGCAUUUGAAUGAGGGAACUGCUCAUAUGUGAAAGCAGCAGCCCCUUUUCAUUUUCUUGAAAUUUUGAUAGUGAGAUUCUGUAAAAUUAAUAGUCUUCUAAUACUGGAUUUAGUCCCAUGACUCUGUUACUUACUCUCGGUCACUUAUGGCACUUUGAAAUAAUAUAACUUAUUAGUUUUAA